Messenger RNA from Miscanthus lutarioriparius, 411 nucleotides. The record is from the annotation of a GenBank genome assembly. NCBI's taxonomy places the organism in Eukaryota, Viridiplantae, Streptophyta, Magnoliopsida, Poales, Poaceae.
AUGGCGGAGAAGGAGGGGGCGAAGGUUGGGGCGGAAGAGAUGGAAGAGCGGGAGCAGGAAGGGCAGGCGGAGGAGGUGGAGGUGAAGUUUCGUCUCUUCGACGGCUCUGACAUCGGCCCCGUGCGCUGCAACGCCGCCGCCACCACCGUCGCCGCCCUCAAGGAUCGCGUCGUCGCCGACUGGCCCAAAGAUAAAUCAAUUGUCCCAAAGACUGCUAGUGAUGUGAAACUAAUAAGUGGAGGCAAAAUUCUAGAAAAUGACAAGAAUAUUGCACAGUGCAGAGCACCUUUUGGUGACCUUCCCAGUAGUGCUAUCACGAUGCACGUUGUUGUUCAACCAUCGUCAGCCAAAUCAAAACCAGGCUUUACUGAGCCAAUGUUCAAGAACUGCUCCCUCAAUUCUUCCUGCUAA